UUAAUAAUUGAUAUCAAUACUUAAAUUACGAUGAGCCUCGAAAUUGACGAAAGAUCUUUACUCGACGACACUGAGACUCCUGUCGAUCCUUUAGACGAUGAGUCGCAACUGGAAAGGACGCAUAACGAUCGUAACUUUGCAGCGGUGAGAGGCCCGUCCAAUAUCGACAGCAACAUUGUAGCAAUCUUUGUAGUUGCUUUCGAUACAAGAUCAGGAAACAUUUUGGAAUGGAGUUUGCCAGCGGAAUUUGAGUAUGGUGACAUUGAAUUUAAAGCCAUGGCGAGUGGCCUUCACACUAUCUUCUCAGAUUUCAAUUACUUUAAAAUUGGUCAGUUAUUUGGACUAAGCUGCUACCAGCGCCUUCAACUAGAAGGAGAAGAAGCAGAACGAGAGAGAGGUGCAAGAAUGAAGUCUGUUGGUGUUCUUGCUAUGUGUUACAGUGGCUUGCAUGACCACAUGGAAUUUCUACAGCAGGCAGUAGAACGCUUGAACAAGACUCCUGGCAACUAUGGUGCACUUGAAGAGUAUUAUCAGUCUCACAUGGUGUCUGUUCCUGUAUCAGAGGAACCAGCUAUCUCUUUGCGAAACGUCGUGCUUCCACGCUUAACUAUAACUCAUUCGGCAGGUUCGUUUGCUCAAGUGUGGCAUUUCUUUGGUGAGAACAUCUUUGUCCUAUGGAAGGCUGCCCUGCUGAGACAACGAAUUCUGUUUGUCUCACCACCUCCUACUGGGGUGACAUGCUACAGAGUUUAUUGUGCUUGUUUGAUGGCGAGUCAUUCCGUUGGUGUGGUGGCGGAGAGAGACGUUAAUCCGUUGUUUUACAUCAACUUGGCUGAUAUACAGCAGUUGGAGAAAGAAAGCUCUUAUGUUGCUUGCACCACAGAAAAGAUCUUUGCCAUGAAAACUCAUCUCUACGACAUUUAUGUUGAUAAUCAAAACAUUACUGUCCUUGGUCAGAUUCGCAAUGGAAUUCACUGUACAGGAAAGGAUUGUCUUAGAUAUCAAGAAGUGGAAAACCAACUGAAUGAUCAUGCUCUUUCUGUGUCAGAAGAGGGUAUUUUAUCCAAGGACAAGAUGCUUAUAGAAAACUUUCAGAGAAUGAACAACAAGAUACUCAGCAAGCUAGCCGACGUCUCUCGCUCAGACUGUCAUGAUCUCAGCAAGGUUGAUAUAAAUGAACUCGGACUUGACCCCAUCAACGACCACGCCUUCCUGCAGCAGCUCAUUGAUCUCUACAGCUUUGAUGUAAAUCUGGAACCGAUUGGACUUACUGCUUGUUGUCCAUUAUUUUGUUAGACAGUUUCGAUAAUUAUUUCAAAUGAUUAGUAUAUUUUCGCGAUUGAUUUUGAAUAGAAGUGCGCAGCCGUUCCUUGCUAUUCCA
This is a messenger RNA of Corticium candelabrum, 1381 nucleotides long. RefSeq names its product DENN domain-containing protein 11-like. The transcript has 9 exons. The record is from RefSeq and is a predicted model, not a curated record. NCBI's taxonomy places the organism in Eukaryota, Metazoa, Porifera, Homoscleromorpha, Homosclerophorida, Plakinidae. Bases 31 to 1296 code for a protein of 421 amino acids. Gene Ontology annotation, cellular component: lipid droplet.